This is a messenger RNA of Microstroma glucosiphilum, 580 nucleotides long. RefSeq lists its product as hypothetical. The transcript has a single exon. The coding region runs from base 50 to 274 and encodes 74 amino acids. NCBI's taxonomy places the organism in Eukaryota, Fungi, Basidiomycota, Exobasidiomycetes, Microstromatales, Microstromataceae. The record is from RefSeq and is a predicted model, not a curated record. Gene Ontology annotation, biological process: anaphase-promoting complex-dependent catabolic process. Gene Ontology annotation, cellular component: anaphase-promoting complex.
GAGUCAGAAGCGCUAUCGCGUCGCAAGUGAAUCACUGCUUCGAAGCAUCAUGAUCCGAAGGCCUCCUACAAGCAUCCUCGUCUCAUCAAGCGACAUCGAAGAGCUCAAGGCAAUCAGAAAGAAGGCAAGGGAGGAGAGCUUAAGCACAGCAGAUCAGCAGAAGCCAGACACGCCCUUGCAAGGUCAGCCUGACUCAAGCCAACAUCCCGCAGACAGGCGAGCCGGAGAGAGGAGGGAAAUGACGGCAGCUGAGCGAAUCGGCUUGACGAGGUGAAUCACAUACAGACUUCUACCACAAAAUGUCUGCACAUCAGUAAUGUGUCCCUCUGAUACCUAAGCUUUUGACUAUGGGCUCGACAUCAUCUGGCUUCUGGUCCUUUACCAUUCUUGUGGCGUACUGAGUGACCUCCUGGGGGAGCCAAUAUACGGCUUCGCCUUGACCGGUCUCUGGCGUCAGAGCCUCAUGGACCACAGCAUACUCCAACACUGAUAUCUGGGAAUGAAAGAGCAGAUGGCUCUGGUGUGGCAAUGUAAACCGUCCUUCAAUCAUCAAUGCAGGUUCUUCUCCAUCGCCCUCGUG